Amyelois transitella is the source of this 3028-nucleotide messenger RNA. RefSeq lists its product as uncharacterized. The record is from RefSeq and is a predicted model, not a curated record. NCBI's taxonomy places the organism in Eukaryota, Metazoa, Arthropoda, Insecta, Lepidoptera, Pyralidae. The transcript has 2 exons. Bases 1 to 1143 code for a protein of 380 amino acids.
AUGGAUCGCACUGCGCGUGUUCUACUUCUGCUUGCGUUAAGGCGUAUUAAGAAAAAGAAACAGAAAAGAAAGUACUGGGUGCACCCAUUACUGACAAUUAUGAAUAAAGAUGGAAACCACUUCAAAAGGAAAUAUGAGGCGCUAAAAGUGGACGAGGUUAAAUUUUUCGAUUACUUUAGGAUGAGUGUAGGAAGUUUUGAAGAGCUUCUUAGUUUGAUAAAGCCUCAUUUACAAAAGAAAUACAUAUUUAGAAAACCCAUCGAACCUCUGGAGAUGCUGGGAUUAACUAUAAGGUACCUGGCGACGGGAAAUACUUUUAAAGAUAUGCAUUUCACAUAUUAUCGUGGAAAAUCUACAAUAACAGAAAUAGUAAAAUUUGUUUGUCGUAUUUUAUGGAACAUUCUUAAAAGGUUGGAAUUACCAAAAAUUACAACAGAGCUGAUGGAACAAAUUGCUCAAGAGUAUGAAAAAAAGACCAACUUUCCUAAUUGUAUAGGAGCGCUAGAUGGAAAACACAUUCGUAUAUUGAGCCCGGAUCACAGUGGAUCCCUAUUUUUCAAUUAUAAAAAUUAUAAUUCCAUUGUUCUAUUAGCACUUGUUGAUACGAAUUACAAAUUUAUAUAUGUCGAUAUAGGUGCAUAUGGUAAGGAAUGUGACUCCACUGUUUUUCAAAAUUCAAAACUAUACGACUUAUUAAAAAAAGGUCAAUUAUCUAUACCUCCGCCAAAACCGUUACCUGGCUUUCAAAAAGAAAUUCCUUUUGUCUUCGUGGCGGAUGAAGGAUUACCACUGACAAAUAAUAUAAUGCGCCCAUAUUCUGGGAAGUUUUUAUCGAUAGAAAAACGAGUUUUUAAUUAUCGUUUGAGCCGAGCCAGACGAUAUGUUGAGAGCGCUUUUGGCAUUCUCGCAAAUAAAUGGCGCAUAUUUCACCGACCCAUUAAUGUUUCUUACGAUUUCACAAUAGACAUUAUAAAAGCAUGCUGUGUAUUACACAACUUUGUAUUGAAUCGAGAUGGCGCACAAACGUUUGAAGAAAUGAUUAUUGACGAUUCUUUGCAAAUUUUACACGAAACAACACAUGAAAGUAGAACGGAAGCUAACAUAAUCAGAAACGAAUUUUGUAAUUAUUUUAAUAGUAGAUAACAUUGGAGCUCUAAGUUGGCAGUUAACGAAAAUAUAAAUGUUUAUAAGUACUUACCGAUUUUUGAUUUUUCAACAGUAUUUAACUCCUCAAAAUUUGAAUAUAAACUUGUACACACUUCCCUCCAUGCUUCUGUUUUUAAAUUUUUGUCUUUGAAUUGUGAUAUAGUUUUGUCCCAAAGGACGGGACGUUCGUAAAUUAAAGAUAUCAGGUGGUCGACAUCGUACUCCGCCAUAUCGCUUAAAAAACACGUGCAGGUCGUUCAAAGUAUGGACACCGACUAAACGGCAACGCGUUGUCGCAUCGCAGAUUUGUACGUUGCGCAGCGCAUCGGAUUUUCCACGAUGCGUUGUGCGGCGUCGUUGAUUUUUGCGAUGCGACGCCGCAACGCACAGUUGUGGCCUGGUCCUAUCUCUGUACCGAAUCUAAAUCGGUUCAAUGGUUUAGGCGUGAUUGAAAGCGUAACAGACAUACAGAGUUACUUUCGCAUUUAUAAUAUUAGUAGUUGUGAUAAUAUAUUUACAAAAAAAGUAUAACAAAGCAGAGAUGUUUUUGUAUAAAAAUAAUGAUACUUAUACAGAUAAUAAUUCUCAAAUUGACCCACUUAUUCUCACUUAUGUUUAAAUUAUUCUGUGUUGUAGUACAAUAGAUAAUUAUGUAUAUCCUAACACCAAAUAAAUUUUAAAUUUAAUGUUAUAGUUUGAAAUAGGUAUAUUUUAAAUAAAUGUUUUAUCUAAAUGUAUACAAUUUUCAAAUAAGUCAGUUCUUCUCUCAAUCACUUGUGGGCGUGUACAUAUAUUAUUUUAUUUUCUAUUUUAUUUUAACUUGAACUUAUCUAAAUUAUAUAUCAAUAUUUACCGAAUUAAUUUUUAGAAAUAAAAAAAAUAUGACACUUUGAUCACAAAAUCUACACGAGUACACCUACGUGUUGUCUUUAUGUACUUAUUUGCGUUAAAAAUGCAAUAUUUAUUGUUUUUGUCUUUAUCUGAUCCUAAUGUACCUGUAUUUGUUUGCGAAACGUGUUAAAACUUGUCAUAAUAUUCAAACAUUUAAAUCAUAUUUAGGUACAAUAAGUAACACUACCAUUUCAAUUGGAUUAGUUACUUUUUGGUACACUUAUAUAUAUAUAUAUAUAUAUUUAUAUUUACAAGGGUCAUUUCUUAAUACACAAGGUCUGUAUUCCACAUAUACCAAAUAUUUAAAGGGUGGAUUCGGUUAUAUGAAAUGAAAAUUAUUUUGUUUCUCAUUCAUGAGGACCUACAUAUAAUUACGUCUAUAUCUUGAAAAUACUUAAAGGCCAUGUAUAGAAACUGCUCAACAUUCAUUGAAAUCAAAUAAAGCAUUCGUAUUUCCCUUUUGAUGAAGAAGAGUAUUUUCAACGCCAUAACAUUUGGUGCCAUAAUUUAAAGACUGCGCCUGCACAUAACGUUUGGUAUAAUUAUCGUUCCGCAUAACUUUGCCAAAACCUACAAACAGUCUUUAAAUUAUGCCAAUGAAUGAAUGAUGAAUUUUUCAUGGUACCUUAUAAAAGUUAUUCAGUAUCAUUGGCCGAAUCUAUCCUUCAAAUAUAUGUAUGUACCAAUCUUAUGACCAUAAAAAUUUCAAACUAGUCAUUUAGCACACUUUUUGUAUGGCUGCAAUGUGCGAUCGUUUAAAAUUGUACAAGAUAGUUGUUUAUUUGCAAAUGACAUUCCUUUUAAAUCAUUUUUAUACAAUGCUAAAAUUACGUAAACUGCGAUUUAAGUUAUUAGUAAGUAUCAUAAAUUUAAUAUAUAGGUAUGUAAAGAGAUUGUACAAUAUGAACAAAAAUGGCAUGGUGUUUUUGUAAUUUAGUUACGAAUUAAUUGAAUUUAAUUAAUGACAUGAAAAUAAACUGGAUAAAUAAUA